AUGGAAGAUUACAGGUCGCGUGGAAAUGGGUUCGGCGGGCACAUCAACACAGAGAGCAACUACGUCACAAACCCUGGAAGCUCAUACGAAUUGAGGUCAUAUUCCGCGUCUUAUGCGCAGACCCAGAUGGAGAUGAAGAAAGGGGAAAAGGGUUGUGGGUCUUUCCCCAAGUCUUGGAGCUUAUCGGACCCUGAAUUUCAGAGGAAGAAGAGGGUUGCUAGCUACAAGAUGUACUCUGUGGAAGGCAAAAUGAAGGGGUCUAUCAGAAACAGCUUCCGAUGGCUGAAGCGCAGAUGCGAACAGGUGGUUUAUGGGUGGUGGUGA
Messenger RNA from Cucurbita maxima (winter squash), 324 nucleotides. RefSeq lists its product as uncharacterized. The record is from RefSeq and is a predicted model, not a curated record. Bases 1 to 324 code for a protein of 107 amino acids. The transcript has a single exon. NCBI's taxonomy places the organism in Eukaryota, Viridiplantae, Streptophyta, Magnoliopsida, Cucurbitales, Cucurbitaceae.